AUGAUGAAGGGAACACUCUGGAAAAGCACUUCGAACUAUGUGGGAAGCAUGGAGAAGCGAUUCUGUGUCUUGGUCGGCACGCUGGUGCUGGACUUCGAAUCCGAGGACGACUUUUCUUCGGGAGCGCCGCCAAAGGCGGAGGGAGAGGUCAUCGGGGUGUCGGCGUGGAAAGGAAAAUCUCUACAACGCGGGGCGCACCCCGAGGGCUUCGUGUACGUGACCCGCCUGGGCCACACCAACUACUGCGCCGUGCCGUCUAAGCGGCACCACGACGAGUGGAUGCUCUGGAUGAGGACUGCGCUCGACAUGGCGCUGGGCACGGACGGGGUCGGCCCCGCACCGGCCGCCGGGGGAGUUGCGAUAAGCCGGGAGGCGUUGCAUAGGGGGGUGCUGGAGCCUCCGCGGCCGGCGGAGAGCGAGGUUUGCAUGAAGUCGGGGGUGGCGUUCGGGAUGACACAGUCUCGCCACUACUGCUCCAGCUGCGGUAGGGUCUUCGUGGUCGAGCACUGCAAUCAGCGUGUCCCCCUGCCUCACCACGGUUUCGAGCAGGCGGUUCGAGUUUGCGACGAUUGUCUGGAGGCACAGCAGCACCUCACGCACCUAAGGUACAUUUGCUGUACUUUGGACGCCCACCUUCAUGACCAGCGGCGGGCGAACCGGGGGGUGCGCGCGUCGGUAGUGAGGAGGUUGGGGCGGCAGCCGGAAGGGGGCGGCAGCCAAGCGCCCGGGACGUUGUCCAGCUCUCUGAAGGUGGGACUGGACCUCCUUGAACAAGGCGAGCUCAGCGAGGAGGAGUUUAGCGGGCUCGUCAAGGCGGAGGAGGGUUUUCAGAAGGAUGAGGCCUACAACCGCGUCCACGCCGGGUGCCUCGCGGCGUCCUCCCGUCUCGGAGACAGCACCCUGGCGGUCGUGGGGCUGCUGCACAGGGGAGCCGCUGCCGCCCCCUGGAAGGAGUUCAGGGCGGUGGUGCUGCACCUCCGCAUGCUCGCGGAGAAGGACCUGGACUCGAUUGACUUUUUUUGGCCUCAGGUGUUGCACGCGUUUUACUUGCUAGUCCCAACGGUUACCGCGGAGGGCGUUUUUAAGGCCGAGCUGUUGGAGGAUUUCAUCUUGGCGAUGGCUCUUCGCAGCACGCACUUGGCCCUCAAGCUUGUCUGGGGGUUGAAAGGGUACGUAGAAAACCUCCCCCGGGAAGUCGGCCCCUACCCCCGGGAAAGGGAGCCACCGGAAAGCAGGUACGGCGGCUGGGGCAGACAAAUGUUUUCAAUGGACGAUAGGGAGAGAGCGAAGGCGGGGGAUAGGGAGAGAGGGAGGGAAGAGAUAGAGAGGGUCGUGUCUAGAGUUUGUUCGCAGGUGGUGGAGGUCUGCACGGCUACUGCCGUUUCGGAAGCAGAACCGCCUUUUCAAAACGCACACCUCAUCCGACUGGCGGUGGAGGUGGAGGACAUCGUCCUGGCGAGGGCUGACGAGGCUAACUCGUCAAUCUCAUCCGCGCGAAACUGCCGGGGGAGGAGUUGUGGCGGCGGCGGCGGCGGCGGCGGUGGGAGCGGUCGUGGUACCGAUGAGACGGAAUCGGGAGGGGGGAACGGGGGAGGAAUAGCAGCAUCAACGGCGGUAGCAGGGGUGCCGUUGGCGGGGCCAGCCGGGGCAGGGGGAGCAUCGGCCGUGACAAGAGGAGAGGGGGGACCGGAAGCAACAACAGUAGAGGAGACAGCCGUAGCGCAGCCGGAUGUUGGCUGCGAGUCAUUGACUUUCGAGCAGCAGCCGGACCGUCCUUUAGGCCCCGUCGGGAAGAACGGCAACGGCGGCACGCCAGCGAUCGUCGGGGCGCCGCGGAUAGAGAAAAAGGGGAUGAUGCCGGUGAGGCCGGCAAUAGACAGGACCACGUCUUCGCCGUCAAUAGAGCCAGCAGCGCGAUCGGCUGUCGCGGGCGGAGAGGAAGCAAGCUGCCGUGGUGACGGGGGCUCCGUGAAUGGGGACUACUCGGACGGGCGCAGUAGCAGAGCCGGUGGACUAGGAGGGGACACGAGGGAAGCGUCCCCUCUCUCCGAAAGACGCCUCCUCACUACCCUGGUGAGGCCGACGGGCGCCCAGUCUUCGCUCGCGGGGGACGAGCUGCUGCUGCUGCGGGCGCUGCGUGCCGCGGCCGCGGAGCAGCUCGGUCUCGACUACGUGGCGAAGACCCGGUACACGAGCUGGGUCGAAUCUGGUAGUGGCGGGGAGGAAGAGGAGGAGGAGGAGAUGGAGAGGGGCGAGAGCGAAGCGAGGUAUUUUGAGGACCAGCUGACAUUUGUGCAGUCCCUCGUGGACAUCGCCGAGCGCCUCCGUUUCGUCGAACCGGUGACGGCCCGGGGGGAGCACCUCAAGCGUGAGCUGCGGCAGCUUCAGAAGCACGGCGACAACGCCUACGGCGGCGGCGGCGGUGGUGGUGGGGGACCUCGGGGGUUUCUACCGGUGUGCCGGGCCACGGAACCGAUCUGCCCGAUCGUCAGCAUCCCGCCCGAGGAAGGGCACGUCUUCAAGACCAAGCAGCGCGCGCCGACGCUCAUCACAUGCGAGAUCAUCGUGCCGCAGCAGCGGGCCGUGUCGGGCCCGGGGCGAGCAGGAGGAGGCGUGGCGCUGGGUGGGGAUGGCAACGCGGCGUCCCCGCUUCGGCUUCAGCGGCGGGAGACUUCGAGAGGGUCCGAGAGAGAGGAGGUGGAGGAGAUGAUCGAGUCGCAGAUCGAGGGACAAGGAAGCUUAGGCCGUUCGAUCGACAACAAGGACGCCGACGGCGGCAGUCACCGCUCGGGGAGCGGCUCCUUUGGCGGCGGCACCGGCUCCGGCGGUCUUGUGCCCCCGACGCCCCCCAGAGCGGGGGCGGGGUACCCGUGGUCAACGCCGCAGCCGCAGCCCCCCCGCCUGCUGCUGCGCACCCACAGCGACCCUCCUGUGCCGCGAACCGGCUUCGGCGGCGGCGGUGGUAGCGCGCCGGCGGCGGCGGAGCGGUGUGGUGCUCCGGUCAGGCGUCUCUCCCUAGGGGGCAAGGCUAAGUCGGUGCCGUCGCGAGCGGGCAACGGACCUCACGGCGACACCGGCAGCGGCGAGGACGGCGAUGUGUCCUUGGGUGAUUCGGCGGUGUACCCCGAAGUCCUCUCGGCCGUAGGUUUGGAGCCGGCGUCUUGGGACGGGGGGGCGCGUCCAGCGACAGCGCCGGCGGUAUCGGCUGGGUUUGGUGCGCCCGACAGGGAGGCGUUUGCGUCUGCCGCAACCCCGCCUAAAGCCGGUGGGCACGACGGGAGCGGUAGCGGUAGCGUUAUGGCCAUGGAGACUCUAUCGCCGCCGUCGCUGAAGAACAAUUCCAGCAGCGGCAGCAAGGUCUCGCUCAUGGAGCGACAGGAUUUGGUCCUGCCCGAACCUGUGCGUGAGAAAGGUCGCACCGGGGAGGAACAGGCAUCUGACGUCGCUGACUUCAUGCUCAGGUCCCACGGUGGACACGAGCUCCUCCGACAUAGCCCCCUCGGCAAAAAGGCGAGCGGCAUCGGCGACGAGGGCAAGAGAUCGGCGAGAGGGUGGGGCGAGGCGGAGGGCGGCAGCAGCGUUGGCGAUGCCGCCGCUGUUGCUACUGCCGAUGGGAAUGGUGACGAAGGCGCGAGCAGCAGCAGACGUCCAACCGGCGACGCAGGCGACGGCGGCGGCGAUGAGGAGGUUACCCCAUUGGGCGGCGGCGGCGGCGGCGGCGCGGUGGAGAGAGAUCCCAAGCAUGCGGAUAUCGAGCGGGAAGUCCGUGAGCAGCAGGGAGGGGGGGUGCGCACCGACGGCAGCGGUGGCGUUGAGUCGCGAGGCGGCUUGCAGCGGAAGGAGUCCAUGGCCGUGUCGCAGGCCCGGGAGUUGCUCCUGCAGGGCUUGAUCUCUUCUGAGGAGCUGGAGGCCGUCGUCCAGAAGGAUCAGGCUUUCACGGAGGUUGUUGAGCAGCACGCGUUCUUGGACGUGCAGUUCUGCGUGGGGCAGGCGUUCGGGGAGUCGUGGGCGGGCAAGCGCGCGCGCAUCAAGGCCGCGUCGGCGCUGGGGUCGGAGGCCGGGUGGGACUUGGUCAGCAUCAUCGUCAAGAGCAACGACGACAUGCGGCAAGAGGUCUGCGCGCUCCAACUGAUAGGCCUGUGCCAGAGAAUUUUCGCGGAGGCGCGGCUGGACCUCUUCCUGGAGCCGUACGUCAUCGUGUCCACCGGGUCAUCGUCAGGCCUCGUGCAGUGCCUCACCGACGCCAUGAGCAUUGACGCGCUCAAGAAGAAUACCGGCGUCGUGACCCUCCGCGACCACUUCGAGAGGACUUACGGCGAGCCGGCGUCGAGCCGGUUCCUGGAGGCUCAGCGUAACUUCGUCAACAGCCUUGCGGCGUACUCGCUGGCGUCGUACGUGCUCCAGAUCAAGGACCGACAUAACGGCAACAUCCUUCUAGACACGGAGGGACGUCUGAUCCACAUCGACUUCGGUUUCAUCCUCGGCAUGGCACCGGGCGGAAACUUCGCUCUCGAAAACUGCCCGUUCAAGCUACCCACGGAGUACGUGGACGUCAUGGGCGGGUUGGAGUCGCAGGCGUUCAUGGAUUUUGUGGUGGCGUUCACGUGCGGGUUUCUGACGCUCCAGGCCCACGGCGGUCGGCUGGUGAAGCUCCUGGGCAUGAUGACGCAGAAGUCGCCGUUCCCGUGCUUUCAGGGGAAGGACCCGCCCGAGAGCAUUGUCGCCAAGCUCAGCGAGCGCCUGAUGCCACACCUGGACAAGAGCGAGACGGUCGCGUUCUGCCUGGAGCUGAUUCGAGAGAGCUACAACAACUACGGGCAGAGGCAGUUCGACUACUACCAGUGGCUCACCAACGGAAUCAUGGCGUGAUUUUUUUUCGUGGGGGAUCGAUCACCUUGCUUGGCUGCUUCGUUUUUUAAUAGGGGCGUUUUAAACAGAUCACCUUUCUCCCGUAUUUUAUGUAGGGAAACUUUGCGAAGCAAGUUCG
Ectocarpus siliculosus is the source of this 4987-nucleotide messenger RNA. NCBI's taxonomy places the organism in Eukaryota, Phaeophyceae, Ectocarpales, Ectocarpaceae. The record is from the annotation of a GenBank genome assembly.